This is a messenger RNA of Calliphora vicina (urban bluebottle blowfly), 1035 nucleotides long. Its product is annotated as clavesin-1. The record is from RefSeq and is a predicted model, not a curated record. NCBI's taxonomy places the organism in Eukaryota, Metazoa, Arthropoda, Insecta, Diptera, Calliphoridae. Bases 53 to 949 code for a protein of 298 amino acids. Gene Ontology annotation, molecular function: phosphatidylinositol bisphosphate binding. Gene Ontology annotation, cellular component: membrane. The transcript has 5 exons.
AAAAAUCUCAAAAAAUAUCAUCUAACAAUAAAAAAAUAAACCAACAAAAAUAAUGUUAAAGUAUUUCGAUUUAGAUGAAAGUUAUUCGCGUUUUCCCGAAAUUAAACGUGAAGAAGUGCAAAAAAUACAACAAUGGAUGCAGGCCCAACCGCACAUGACCAAUUUGUGUGAACAGGAAAUUUUGCUGUUCUUUUUCGCAUGUCGCUAUAGUACGGAAUAUUCGAAACAAGUUAUCGACACAAAUCUAACAUGUCGUACUCAUGUUGAGGAAUUCUUUGGAAAUUUAGAUGUUGAUCGUCCUGAUUUCAAGCGUUGUAUGAAUACAAUUGCAAUUUGUCCAGUACCGAAAACGACACCGGAAGGAUAUAGAGUCAUUAUGGGUAAACUGGCUGAUACGAAUACUGCCAAUUAUAAUUUUGCCGACACAAUGAAAUUAUAUUGUUUAAUCUUUGAUAUUUGGCUGAAUGAAGACGGUCUGCGUCCCGGUCAUAUAAUUGUCAUCGAUCUAAAGGGCUGCACAUUGGGCCAUGUGGCACGUAUUGGCUUAUUACAAAUGAAGAAGUUUUUGUUCUAUCUACAGGAUGCUGCACCCGUACGUCUGGUGGGAUUCCAUUUUAUCAACAUCGUACCGUUCAUGGAUAAAAUCUUAGCCUUAAUGAAUCCAUUCAUGAAAAAAGAACUACUGAGCAUUUUACACUUGCACAACACCCUGGACGAUUUUUAUAAAUUUGUACCCAAAGAAAUUCUACCACAAGAUUAUAAUGGACCCGAAAUGGAAAUGAUUAAUAUGAGAGAAGUGUUUUAUAAAAAGUUGCGCGACAAUCGUCAAGAAAUCUUGGAGUAUGAACGUGAUCAUCGUAUUAAUGAAAAAUUGCGUCCGGGUAAACCCAAAAAUGCCUCGGAUCUAUUUGGAAUAGAAGGCAACUUUAAGAAAUUAGACAUAGAUUAAGAUAAUAUUAAAUAAGAGUCAUCUAAAUGAUAAUUUUAGUAAAAAUAUUUAAUAAAGUGAAAUUUGAUGGGGUGUUUGAAAUGUUA